Messenger RNA from Acanthoscelides obtectus, 220 nucleotides. Lineage: Eukaryota; Metazoa; Arthropoda; Insecta; Coleoptera; Chrysomelidae. The record is from the annotation of a GenBank genome assembly.
GGUUUCUCUGUUUUUAUUUAUUUUGUGCACACCAUCUCGAAUGUUCAACACCUUCCAUCUCAGGAUCGGACUGUCUAAAUUAUCCACGAAAGUGGGUUCACUCCAGAGGAUCACAAGCAAUAUCGACCGGUGGUCUAUAGUAACACAAUACAGUCUCUAGUGGCCAUUCUUCGGGCGAUGCCAAAUCUCGGAAUUAGUUAUGGAAACAACGAGAGGGAGG